CGUAUGUGACCUGAAUGCUGGGCAUGAUUUAGUAAUGGAAUGAGACGCAAAACUCAUUCAAAGCUCAUUCACUCGCACUGUAAGCCAUCGCACUCAAAGCAGCGCAAAACUCUGCGCUUCCCUGCACCAAACAUUCUGGUGUUCAUUUCUUCUUUAUUUUUCUUUGUUCAUUUUUUUUUCUUUAAAAAAAUCGACGAGGAUUGGGGAUGGGAGAAAUCAUGGAUUGACCAUUUUUCUCGGGGUGUCGGAGGCUAAAGACGCACACGCCGGCCCAUGGGCGUUCGUUUCAGCACCCCAGCCCUGAAUCUGCCGUGUGGGGAAUAUUGCCCUGAUAGAUCGGGGUGGCGGAUAGAGACGGGGCGCGAGGGAUAUGGCAACAGCGUCUCGAGGCUACGAAAGUGGAUUCUUACAACAUUUGUGCUGAGGGGAUAUUGAAAGUAGCCCUAAUAGUUUACUGCAGCAUUUCACAUUCGACUGCAGUGGAAGAUACUCAGCAGCCAGUAGCGAGUAGGGCGCUCACCACUGCAAUUUCUGGGCAAAGACUGACUGGCGGCGUCUUGCAGAUACCUGCUCGUGUCCUCAGAGGAGGCAGCGUCCACGACUUUCCCUGCAUUUUUCGCUGCGCUUCGGAAGAAUGCAGUUGAGGGAUCUGUAUUAACCCAGCAGCAUUACGCCGUUUCCGGUUCCCAGCUGGUGUUUCCCGAUUGCAAAUCUAUCGGAAAAAAGCAGCGGUUCCCGAUGGCAUGGACACUUACGCAAGGUCUGCCGCGCCGCCGUGCUACUGGAGCCUAUUCGCAGUCUCUUCAGCCUUCAACCCAGCUCCGCCGCCAUCGCCCCGCAGCCCUGCCGCAACGCGACCACCGACCAUCGAGCCAAAGCUGGCGGCAUGAGGAGGCUUGAUUCGGUACACUUAUCCAUGCUGCUCAUCGGGGUCUCCUUCGCCUGCUACUCCCCGAGUCUGAAUUCCCUGCAGGACCAGGCUUACAGAUCCGCCGUGGUGAUUGAGGGCAAGGUGCAGUCCGCGCCUCAGAACGUCUCAGCGGAGCCGUACAGUGUGAAUGUCAAAGUCCUGUACGUUUGGCCGCGAAACAGCGGGGGUUUGGAGCGGGAUCAACUCGUCACCGUUGGGGAAUUUGGCUCGGAGGCUCCGUGCGCCAAAGUGAAGAAGAAUCACAAGUAUAUAUUUUUCAUGGACCCAACUGAUGAACCCUUGGUUUUUAAAGCGUCGUUUGCGCCCUUAGAUACAAGUGCGAAGAACCUGAAAAAAGAUGUUGGGAGGAUCUUAUGUGAAGACUGCGAUGCUCCUCCCUCACUGAAGCGCAUGAAAAAUCCUGUGUUGGUGGACGAAGGAAGCAGGCUGAUUUUGAGGUGUGGGGCCUCUGGCAAACCCACCCCGCAGUACAAGUGGUACAAAGAUGGCGCUGAACUGAAGAAGAGCAAAGAGAUCAAAAUUUCCAGGAACGGCAAGAAAACUUCCAAAGUUCAGAUUAGCAGUGCAAAGCUGGAGGAUUCUGGGAAUUACACAUGUGUGGCAGAGAAUAGUUGGGGGAAGGAGAAUGGCACCAGUACAGUGCACGUACAAAGCAUAACCACAACGUUAUCUCCGGGUUCGGGUCACGCCAGAAGAUGCAACGAGUCCGAGAAGGCGUACUGCGUGAAUGGCGGCGACUGUUACUACAUACAUGGUAUAAAUCGGCUAUCCUGCAAAUGUCCGGACGGAUACUUCGGCAAGCGGUGUUUGCAGACAGAGCCCCUGAAGUUAACAAUGCCUGAUAAAAAGGCAGAGGAGCUCUAUCAGAAGAGAGUCCUGACAAUCACCGGCAUCUGUGUGGCUCUUUUGGUGGUGGGCAUAGUCUGCGUGGUGGCCUACUGCAAAACCAACCUCCCCCCCAGGAAACAGAGGAAGAAGAUGCACAAUCAUCUGAGGCAGAACAUUUAUGUGGAUCAUCCCAACCGCAACCUUGCCAAUGGACCCAAUCACCCAGGCCCUGGUCCUGAGGAGAUACCCAUGGUAGAUUAUAUUUCCAAAAAUGUUCCGGCGACUGAGAGAGUCAUUGGACACAGAGCAGAGGCACCUUUUCCUGGCAGCCGGCAGUCUUCCAGAUCUCACAACUCCUCCACCCGGGCUCAUUCUUCCACUCACAGACAUGAAGGGAGAACGUGGAGUCUGGAGCGAACAGACAGCGUCCUCUCCGACUGUCCUUCCGGCAUGAUGUCGUCCUCAGUGGGGACCAGUAAAUGCAACAGUCCUGCGUGCAUGGAGGCACGGGCCAGGCGUGCCGCACACUGUGGCUUUACUGAGCCCCACCGGCCGGCCCUGCAGUAUGGUGACUCUUUCGACUCGCUCGGGGACUCUCCGCAUAGCGACAGGUACGUGUCGGCGCUGACCACUCCGGCUCGUCUGUCUCCCGUGGACUUCCAUUACUCACUGCCCCCGCAGGUGCCUACUUUCCAGAUCACGUCUCCCAACGCCAGCCACGCCAUGUCUCUGCCCCCUGCCGCCCAUGCUCCCUACCCGCCGGAGGAGGACCAGCCACUGCUGCGGCGCUACCAGGUGCCCCUUCACGAGGCGCGGGGCCACGAGCCCUACCGGCAGCAGCAGCGUGGCAGCUACCUGCGAGACAACACCGGCAGCCUUCCCUCCAGCCCCUACCGGCUGGCUCAAGAGGAAGUGUACGAAAGCACCCAGGAGUACCUCUCCUCGAUGGAGCAACCAAAGAGAAGCAGUCGGCACUGGCACAGGUCCAGACUCAACGGCCACGUGGCACCACGCGGCUACCACCCCUCCCGGGACUUAGGCUCGCGCAGCUGCCUGUCGGACUCAGAGGAGGAGGAAGGUGAGAGCACGCCCUUCCUCAGUAUGCAGAACAUGAACGCCGCCGAGCCCGUCACCCUCUACAGGCCCGUGCCCGACACGCAGACUUCUCACGCCCAGAGCGGGCGGCACGGGCCUCGCACCAACAAACAAACCAGACUGACGCACACGCGCUCCAAACUGGACAAUGCACCUCACUAGAGAGACCGCCACCUAUCCACAAAAAAAAAAAAAAAAAAAAAAACGAUCUACUAUAGACAUGCACCUAUAAGAAAUAUUUUUAUUUUCUAUAACUGACAGAUAUUAUAAACAAAUGAAAUAUUUAUUUUCAUUUUAGCAAACGUUGUCUACUAGUUAACAGCAAAGACUUUUUUUAUAGGGAAAACUCUAUUUAUAUGUACAUUUUGAUUUACAGCAUAAAAAAAAAAAAAAAGAGAUGUGCCAACUUUUUCACAACUUAAAAAAUAUCGAGUAAUAUUGUGGUGCCUUUUGCUGUAUGCUGAGGGCCAGAGGGCCAGUGGAGUUUUUUGUAGCCUUUCUUAUACGGACGCCUCAUUUUUUUAUACUCGUUUACUCUUAAGUUGUCUCUUUUUGGCCUUUUUUCCUUACUUUCCUUUCCAGGUUAUGUUCUUUUGGGAGCUGACCCCCAUCUGAACUGUGACAUCCACCCCUCCCACCGUCAUGCAAUAUAAACCACUCUGACAUAAGGUGUAUGUUUACAUGAAUUUGAUCUACAGAGAUGUUUUAUGAUCAUGUUGCUUUGCCAACAGGAAAUCAAUAACAAAUGCAAUGGGGGGGGGGUUCAGAAAAAGAGUACAUGAGUGCGCGAGUGAGAACGACCAAACGCGAGAGGCCUCAAAAUGACUGUGGCUCUGAGAAAUAUGCUGCUGUUGUUUAGAGUUCCGCAUGCGGGCACUUGAUGUCAUCUUACAGAUGCACCGCCUUGACUUGCUUUGCAUCCUUACAGGGUAAAGAUGCGGUCACGUUUACCAUUGUUCGGGCAAAAAUUUGUGCCCCCAAAAUUUCGCUUAAUGUGCCCGCACCUUAAGGUUUGUCACACAGAAGCCUUCUUUUUCCAAAGGGGAUUGUGGGAUAAAUGUGAGGGGGGCCGUGGGCCGUGCUGUCAGUGCUAAUAGCUUUUGACAGAUAAGAAAGCGUAAUAGUCUCUCCCACUCAGCCCACUUUCCCGCCACUCAGUCAAAUCGGCCUCAUUAUCAGCAAAUCCAUCCGGUUAGAGCGGCCAGUGGAGAGAUAGAUGGGAGGAAUGGAAGGCCUCACAGCGUCUCAGGACUUCAUUCCACUGUACAUCUUCCUCUAGUGCAGGACUGAAGAGAGACUGACACCAGGCUGAUAGAUGUGUCCGCUCUACCAAAUGGUCCUGGUACUUUGGGACAGGGAGAGUAACGGGACUGUUCACACAGGACAUGUUCUUACACAGUUUUUUUAUCGUUGCUUUCGUUUGUUGUAUUCCAUUCCAGUUUUUACAUACACACAUACAGUAUAUAUUAUAUAUAAUAUUAUGAUGCUUUUAUUAUUAUUCUAUUAUAAAAAUUGUGCACGUGCACUUUUUUUCCUUUUUUGUGUGCCAUGAAUAUCACGUUUUCGCAAGUUUAACUCUGACAUGCAGCGGAGUGGAUGGGUGUCAGUGAAAACUAAAGAAAAUAAUAGACCGAUUAAAUUAAUACGACGGUGUGAUACUCAUGUUUAUAUUUUACAGCAAUUUAUGAGUUGGGUUAAGAUACUCUUUUUGAUUCUGUGCAUUGUUUAGCUUUGUUUUUAAUGUUCAGAUGUGUCCUGUGUGAACAGCCCUAAAAAGUUUCAUCGCACACAAACACAGUCUCAAACGACAAGACAAAUAGCUGUGAAAAUGAUUAGGGGUCAUUAAAAUACCAAAAUAUGCAAACUUUAUAUUCUGCUUGUGUUCCAAUGCAUUUCACUUUUUUGUGUGUGUGUGUAAAUUUCCUGUUGAUGUUUAACUUUCUCAAUGUUUUUCAUUAUGUCCACAUAUUUCAGAAUUAUUUAAUAUAUUCACAGUUAAUCUAAGACACUAAAUAGUGCAGGUCAUUAUUAUUAUUAUUAUUAUUGUAUAUCAAAUGCUAUAUCGUCAGUUUAUAAUUUUUCUUUUUUUACAUGUAUAUGUGACUCCAUGUCCAUUUUGAAGCACUCACUGGGCCCAAACCAAACCAGAAGCAGCUGCACUGACUGAUUCUGUUUGGAGUUAGAACCAGUCAGUAUGGAGCAGCGUGAGAUGAAGUGAACUAAAAUCAGCUGUUUUUAACUCUUCACCUUCUUAGAGCAUCCACAGUCAGCAUCAGCUUGCCUUCUUGUUAAAGAUGUCAAGAAUAAUAUGUUGAGAGAGGUGAAGUCCAUUGGUUUUGGCACAGAAAACCAACACUAAAAGAAAUGGAGGAAGAUUAGAACUAAACAGAUACGUGAUAAAUGUGUUCAUGCACUUCUUCCAUAAGAAAAAGAGAUGAAUCAUGAUUAUUUUGUGAUUUUAUCCUAAUAAAAUGGGUUUCAUGCUGUGUUAUGACAGCACAAUGAAAUAUCAGUUUUUAUUUUAAAUGAAGAGAUGUUUUGUUUGAAGUCUGAGCAAAAGUUAUUUCGAUCCCCUACCUUGCUUCCUUACAUUUUGGGUCUUAUUUGUAUGUUUGAGAAAUGCCCAAAAGACAAUGCUCUAGUUAGUUUAAAUGUGAUAUUGCUACUAAACGGUUAUGUCCUGCCAGUUUAUUUCUACUUUUCAUUUCCCCCCGGAUUGAAACGUCUCAACACCUCACCUCUGCAUGUCCUUGUGGUCAAGGUUAGAUGGGUGCAUGGUACAAGCAGCAGAUGAUUUUUUUUUUUUUCCUCAAGUCAGUGGAAGUGUAUUUUUAUUUUUUUACAUUCAGCAAUAAAAAAGGAAUAUAUCCCCCCCCACCAUGUCCAUUCUUGGAAAAUGCUAGAGGAUUUAAAAAAGUGCGACAAACGCACAUGAUUGUCAUAGAUUGUAAAAAUAAAACGAAAACACCUGUUCAUAUGAGAAAUCUUUCUUGGUGUU
This is a messenger RNA of Carassius auratus (goldfish), 5852 nucleotides long. RefSeq names its product pro-neuregulin-2, membrane-bound isoform-like. The transcript has 10 exons. Gene Ontology annotation, molecular function: signaling receptor binding. Gene Ontology annotation, biological process: nervous system development; animal organ development; intracellular signal transduction. The record is from RefSeq and is a predicted model, not a curated record. NCBI's taxonomy places the organism in Eukaryota, Metazoa, Chordata, Actinopteri, Cypriniformes, Cyprinidae. Bases 887 to 3016 code for a protein of 709 amino acids.